AGGAAAACCACCAGUUGGGCACAUAGACAAGAAUAUCAUCACAAUAUAAAGUUCUCAUCUUCUCUUCUCUUUCUUUUCUCCUCUGUGUAUUGUGUGUGUUUCAAGAAGAAGAAUAAAAACAACAAUAAGUUCCAAGAUUUUUUACUUUAAGAUGGAUAAUAAUAGAGUUGAAGCUUAUGUGUUUAAUUUCUCCGGCGAUAAUUCUUCUGAUGAAUCUCAUCCGGCGUUACCUAGUUGGUUAUCUCCUUCUGAUUCCUCCUCUUCUCCUUGCUCCUCUGCUUCUUCUUCCAUCGGGAGGAACAGCGACGACGGUGAAAAGUCGUCGGAAGACGGUGGUGAUGACGCCGGAGAUAAUGAAGUUGAGUCUCCCUACAAUGGCCCUCUCCAAAUGAUGGAAUCUCUCGAACAAGUCUUACCUGUUAGGAAGGGGAUAUCCAAGUAUUACAAUGGAAAGUCAAAGUCUUUCACCAAUCUAAAGGAGCAGGCAGCGUCAGCGUUGACUUCUUCUUCCUCCAUGAAAGACUUAGCCAAGCCGGAGAAUCCCUACAGUCGCCGUCGGAGGAAUCUUCUCUGCCAUCAGAUUUGGGAGAACAGCAAGACGACUCCACGCGGCGGGAUCUCGAAGAAACACGUCAUGAGUUCGAGCAGGAGUGCGUUGACGCUUGCCAUGGCGGUUGCUGCCGGGGUGAUGACCGGAGAAGGAUCUUCCUCCGGUGGAGACUCGUCGCCAGGAUCGAGUCCGACGACAUCUGGAUCUCCUCCGAGGCAGAGGGAUCAUAAAGAUCAGAUGAUGAAGCUUCUGCCUCCGUUGUAUCCUAGGAGUCAAGGGUCUUUUAGUAAUUUGACUUCGUCUCAGUCGUCGUUGGGUUUUUGUGCCUGGAGAUCUUAUUCGGUGGCUGAUUUUCCGAGGUGUUUUCCGGCGACGGCGAGUGGGAUCGGAUCUAGUGACUCUUAGGAAAUCUAUAUAACAACAAUUGUUUUGUUAAAUUUUUAAUAUUUUGAAGUAACAACAUCCCGGAGAAUGUAUAGUAAGAGUUUCAAAACUUUUGAAUGAAUCCACAUCUUUUUUUCAUCA
Capsella rubella is the source of this 1075-nucleotide messenger RNA. RefSeq lists its product as uncharacterized. The record is from RefSeq and is a predicted model, not a curated record. NCBI's taxonomy places the organism in Eukaryota, Viridiplantae, Streptophyta, Magnoliopsida, Brassicales, Brassicaceae. Bases 152 to 955 code for a protein of 267 amino acids. The transcript is spliced from 2 exons.